AUGAGAGUUUUAGAAGGCGAAUAUGAUUGCGUUGAAGGCACAGGGCAAGAGCAGCGCCUCCUGGGGCCCUCCGCCUCUGGCGCUCUCGGGGAAUAUACGGACAUCACUUGGGACACCCUCAGUGCCAUGGGUGCCACUCCCUCUGCUGCUGCGCUGUCUACCAGCGGGGGAUAUGCUGCUUAUUACGAACAACAAAUGCAAAUCGCCAAGACUUUUUUCAUACACGUAGACGCAGCAGACCCAGAUGUCCAGACUGCCCUGUCGAGUAACAGCAAAGUCUUUGCCAGCACAGAAGUCGCUAGCUACCUGACCAUCUCCACAAACAACUACAUCACCAACGCGUGGUUUACUUCCACGGGCUCUGCUGCACUGCUGAUUACUCCCCAAGUGACGCAGCUGUCAACGACUUUAAUCAACGCAGGCAAAAGCGACACAGGAGUCUGGACAGACACCAACGGAUCAUCUAUCACCCAGGGAGUAGAUUUCAUGUGCGGGGGCCUCGACACCUUCGUGUACACUGUUGGCCUGACAGCAAGAAACGCAAGCUUCACUCCUCAAGUCUACUGCAGCAACAGCAAAUCGAAAGGCUGCGCAGGCAUUAAAGAACUUAAUGAGGAGCUGAACCUUGAGAGGCCUCCCUCGGUAAUGAUGGCAGGGAUUUCGUGCCACCCCAAAGGCACAGCUUUCGCACUCGUGUUUACCGACGGGACGGUUUUGGCGAUGGGCGAGGCCACGCAAGGUGGGGAAAUGACAACUGAAGUCAAGAAUGGCCUCGGGCGGUUUGAUGCCGCGCGGAGCCAACGGGUGAAGUCCAUCGUCGCCUCUACGGGGGCAUUUGCUGUUCUGCUGCAAAACGGAAUAGUCUAUGCUUGGGGAGACACGACUGUCGAACAAUUAAAAGGACUCACCGUGGCAGCUGAUGUAGGGUUUGCUGCCAUGACAGGAGCUGGGAGAGUAUACACUUGGGGCAAGGGUGUAGUCCUUCCGACUCGGCUGAGUACUGGCGAGUUUCAGGGUUUGGGCUCUGCAGGGGAACUGGCCGUGUGGGGCACCAGCACCAGCUCUUCCCCGUUUUGCAACGAGGGUUUUGCUGCUUCUGAAUCUGCUUCUUUCCAGUCUGUUAAGGAGAAGCUUUCAUCGGGAGUCAAGAUGGUCCGUUUCAACGAAAAAGCAGCAGCAGCAGCUCGCCAAAAGGGCAGCAGCGAAGCCUCUGCAGGAAGUUGGGAAUUAAUUGCUUGGGGGGAUUUGGAAGCUGGAGGUUCUGUGCCCAGCAACGUGCACUCCACUGCGAAAAACGGUGUCAAAAAGUUGGAGAGCCGCUUCCCAACACGGACUCGAGGGUUUGUGGAGGCUGAAACGAGGGUUUAG
Messenger RNA from Eimeria necatrix, 1368 nucleotides. RefSeq lists its product as hypothetical. The transcript has 14 exons. The record is from RefSeq and is a predicted model, not a curated record. The coding region runs from base 1 to 1368 and encodes 455 amino acids. Lineage: Eukaryota; Apicomplexa; Conoidasida; Eucoccidiorida; Eimeriidae.